Molecule: messenger RNA, 3768 nt
Organism: Salvelinus sp. IW2-2015
Lineage: Eukaryota; Metazoa; Chordata; Actinopteri; Salmoniformes; Salmonidae
Product: arrestin domain-containing protein 3
Biological process (GO): protein transport
Cellular component (GO): cytoplasm; plasma membrane
Source: RefSeq, a predicted model, not a curated record
GCUUUAUAUAGCAAGCCAAGACCACUUUCUGUGGGAGCUAACUAUUUUCGUGAAUGUAUGGUGUACCUAAUAAACUGGCCACUGAGUGUAUUUUGUGUAGAACAGACAUGUCUCUCUGACAUGUUAAGUAGGGUCCCGUUCAGUGCCUGCAUGGCAUUUAUAUCUGCAAUACUGAGCUGGCCUGACAAGAUUCCUUACUGUACUGUACAUGUCAGAGGCAUCGCUGCCCGAAUAUAUUUCUAUCGGAAUGUUGUCAUUGUGGAUUGUGCCUUACUGAUCACCGCCCAGGUGUUGACACUUUCUCCGUGCACAAACAAUAGCCUUGAAAGGUGUCGCUUUCUCCAUGCACAACCAAAGCCAAUCAAACCACCUUAGCUUAACGAGAACAGAAAUUUACCUGCACGUGCGAGGGUUAAACAUUUCCCUCAAAAUAUGUGCUCUCAGUGGAAUGAAUGAUGAGUUGAUCGAUUGUGAAGCUGUUUAGCUAGCUAGCUAAAUUGCUAUUUUAGAUAUUAGUUGUCAGUAGCUAAAUUGUCAUUGCAGUUUGUGAAUUGAACUUAAUUAAUUUGGCUACAUCUCAUUACUUUCAUAUCUCUAAACCAUAUGAAAUAAUCGCCAUCACAUCUAAACCUUGCAGGUUGCAAUUGUUAGCGUUACGUUUUGAAAAUACUUUUAUUGACUGAAGGGACAUGAACGGGUUAAAAUUCCCAUUCAAGAAGAACCGUUCUGCACGAGACGCCCCUGUGUGCAUAUCGUGGGCUUGCGCAGUCUGGUUUAAACAGUACAAACACACACAGUUGUUGCUUUUCCUUCAGAGCCAUUUUUUUGUACAAAAAUGUUUGGAGAAACGUUUAAAAAUUUUACAAUACAUUUCAACGCCAAUAACCCGAGAGUGACUUUCUCGAGUGGUGACUUUAUGGCAGGUCAGAUUUCCUUUGAUCUUUCGAAAGAAACAAAGCUCAGUUCUAUAACAUUAACAUUAAAUGGAAAAGCAAAGGUACAGUGGACAACACAAGGAGGAGGUGGUGGAAGAAGAGGACGACGCAGAAGGCAACGACGAGUCCACUCAGCAAGGCUGGAAUUCUUCAACUUCUCUCAAAUCGUAAUGCAAGAAAAUAACGCGGUCCCUAACACCACACUUCAACCAGGAACCCAUGUGUACCCAUUCACAUGCCAAAUCCCACAAGGAAACUUCCCCUCCUCUUUCCAUGGGGUGCAUGGCAGUAUCAUUUACUCAAUGAAGGUGGAGAUACACAGGCCAUGGCAUCUAGCCAAGGAGUUUGUGACUGAGUUCAACUUUGCCAGCCACAUAGAUGCCAACCAACCACAUCUUCUGGCUCCUCUGGCAGGCAGCAACACCAAGACCCUGUGCUGCCUCUGGUGUGCCUCAGGUCCCAUCUCAAUGACUGUCUGCACUGAGAGGAAAGGCUUUGUCCCAGGAGAGAUGGUGAAAAUCAUCUGUGAGCUUAGUAACGGCUCCUCUCGGAUAGUGACUCCGCAUGCGACCCUUAUCCAGAAGCAGAUGUUUUACACCCAUAACAAGUGCAACAGGAGGUUGCAGAUGAAAAACCUGGCUUCAGUGGAUGGUCAGCCGGUCAACCCCAGUAGCUCUGAGGUCUACAGCGAUAUGAUGCUUCUCAUCCCUCCCAACACGACUCUCACUAUCUCCAACUGUCCUAUACUGGAGCUGGAUUACACUGUGGAUGUGAGUCUACGUAUCAGAGGUUCCACGGACCUCAAGGUGCUGUUCCCCAUUGUGCUGUGUAAUAUUCCUGUUUACGCUCCCCAGCCUCCACCGCCAUAUCAGUAGCAGUAGUACUAGGAUCACGUUGCCCCUAGACUCCAAUCUAAGGUCAGUUCAGUGUUUUUCUACCUAGUGGUUAGGAUUUAGGCAGGGUAAGCAGCGCUUAGAUACGAAGGGAAACUUGUACCUAGUCAUAUUAGAGACAUGCAUAGUGUCUCACAACAUCCGUAACCAAAGUUACGUCUGGGAAUAUGAGGGUUACUAGGAACCAUUCUUCUGGUGAGCUGGUUUUUGUGUCACUGAUUAUUUGGACAAAUCACGAUUUCGCCGGGUUGGUCUAAACCUGGCAUCUUUAGAAUUUGGAAAGGGAGGGGUUAAUUUAGGCCCAUAGAUGGCUAAAAGGAUUUCAGAGGAGGGCAUGUGGACUUUGCCACUCACAUUAGGCCAAACAUCUCAGCUGGCCAGAGGCCCGCGUUCACUCUAGAUUUGGUUCUGGAUUCUGAGAUUAGACACUGCCAAACCCCUUUUAAGAUGGGGUUUCCAAUUCUACAAUUUCUACAUGUUUAUCACCAUAAGAAUUGUUAGAGCAAGUUUUGUCAUCGACCACCAUGUCAAAUCCUUCCUUCAUAUAUUGUCACUUACCAAUACCUAUGGAAGUCUUGUGCUAUUUCUGCUCACUAUUGCCAUAACUGUUCAGAAUUCAUAACUUUUUUAAAGACUGACAUUUCAGAGCCUAAUUCACCUCCAUCUACGUCAUGAGAUGAGGAAAUAUUGGGCAAUGUUAUUGCUAAGAGGACUAACUUAAUACUACAGCUGAUAAGGAAGAAGGCUUGAUAGACAACUGAACUUGCUCUAACAAAUCUUACAACAUAACAAAUUGUAGGAUUUAUGUUAAAUGCCUCUUAAAAAGGUUGAUUUGCAAUAGUUCUCAGGGUUGUACCAAAUACGGUACCAUAUUUUCUAAUAUUUUAUGCAUGAACUUUUAAAAGGUGUUUGUUCCAUUAAUAUUUCUGUUACAUGUUUUUCUAGCCAUACAGUUUUAUUUACAGUUGUAUGUGUGUGUAUAUAUAUUUCAUACUACUUACAUGUAAUGAUGCCUUGCCAUCCUUCAGUGUUUGAGGUGACAGACAGUGCUUUAAAUAUCUAAUGGUGCAGUCGUCGUUCAUCUCUUUCCAGGUCAUGUUACUUAGCAUUUCUUUCAAGGUGCUUGAGUGAUUGUUAACAUAAGAUAAUUGGGCUUUGUGACUGUGUUUACUCAUGUUUGAUCAAUCGCUCCGUGGUGUAUGUCUGUGUCUCACCCUACUUGUCUUUUUUAUCAUGGUUAAUUUAAGGAUUCGAUUUGUUAUUCAUGGUCAACAACAUUGUUUUGCCCCAUUCAUUUGGAAAAAUAGAUUAUUCAGGAUGCUUGUGAUUCAAUCACUAAUUCGUUUGUACGUCCGUUUUAAAAUUACACUGUAAUGCUACUACACUGUUCUCAUGCUGUGGUCUGAAUAACAAAACCAUGUUUUUACACUCCUAGUUGUAUGAGCAUAAUCCAACAGAAAGUCUGAAACAUUUGACAUUUUAUAUGGUUGAGCUUACUAUAUGAAGAACCACUCAAAUUCACGCACAAUAAUAUAUUAUUCAUAUGAAUUGUAUUGAUGUGUGUUUGUGUAAACUAUAUAUUGUAUUUAUGUUUAUGUUAUAACAGUGUUUUUAUGUCUGUUUUAACACUCCCAAGUUCAUCCAUUGAGGACAUCUACUCAUUUUAAACUCUUUCAAGCUCCCUUGAAGAGUUCAGUACUGCCGUUCAAAGAUGUGCACAACCCAUUUUUUUGAAGAUGUAUUGGUGGUAAAUGCAUUAUGUUGUAUUGAACGUGGACCUUUUUUUACAUUUGAUUUCAAAUGUCAAAACUGGCCUUGUUUGUGACGUAGUCCUUGCCUUCGAGUUCCCUUGAACCUUCUUAAUGAAGACAGGGAAGUACACAUCUCUAGACUCUUUGUGUAUUGCCAAAAAUGUAUCAUUUGUAAUAUCACAAUAGAAA